UCAAAGAUGGCGAAAUGCCUCCUCAACAAUCAACCCAUGUUCGUAGUACCCACAGCUGAGCUGAGCUGAGCACAGCAGAGCUUGGGAAGAUGACACAGGAGCAGCAGGACCCAAACUCCGCCAAAAAUCUCACUUCUUCUCCUUCUUCUUCUUCGUCAACAGCUUCUAGGGUUUCUGGAGAAAUCAACAUAAACAGCGCCAGCAGUAGUGGCGGUGGCGCUGGUGGUGCGGCGCCAAAGAUUCAUUAUCCGAACCCACCGGACGCAACGAACCCGGACGCUGCGACUUUGAGAGAGCAAUGGAGGUUUGCGAUCCGACAGUAUAGCAGAUGGUAUUCCCACGCAUGGGGCACCGCUAUCCUCGCCGGAAUUUCUUUCUUCGCCCUCGGAUGGAUCAUUAAGGGGUCUAAUCCUCUCCCUUCCAGGCAGGACCACCAUGAUCAUACUUCGGACGAGCGGUGAUUCCAUUUGAUCAGUUUUCUGUCAUUUCUGGUCAUGGGGCGAUUCAAUGAUGAAGUCGGUGUUAGGGUUCGUAAACAUUAGCCUGUCUACUGUGAGAUUAGGGGAUAAUACUCUCUCUUGACUCUUGUGACACUGAAAUGGGAAAUCCGGAAAUAAUUUAACAGACCUGUUCUGUUCUUACGUAUGUUGAAGAGGCCGUCAAACCAUGGGGGUUUUGCUAUGCAAUGUAGGGUAUCUGUGCUGGUACUAUUUACUAUAUAAGCUACUUUCUAGAAACCUUGCCUUGUAAUCGAUCAGAUAAAACAAAAUUAUUGCACCUGAAGAGGAAAGGCCAAGGAAAAGGAUUUCUAAUUUUUGUGUUGAUACAUCAUGGCCAAAUAGGUUCUUGUUAAUAGCAAAAGUAAGCAUUAAAUCCCCCCACCCUUUUUUUUCUUAAUUCAGAAAAUCCAAACUUUGUAGAUACACGAAUGAAGAUUUAUUCCUGUUUAUAGUUGUUCGUCCUCUCCCAAAAAAUGUACUUCUAAGUCAUAAAAUUAGGCUGAGCAUCAUGUAUUGCAUCAUUGUUUUUGAUGUUGUUGUUAGGUCUCAAGUUGGAAUUGUUGCAUCAUUCUGUACUAGCUGUUGUUGUUGGCUGAUUUCUGGGAUCUUCUUCCCAUGCUUUAAGUUAUUGUAGUUAAGGGUACCUUGUCAAUUGUCAUGUUCCAGCACUUUUAAAGAGUUCUCUAUAUUUCUAGUAGUAAACAAUAUAGAGGAUUCUUUGGCCUAGUACCUUUUGAGACAUUUGGUUUGAUAGAGUGUAAGCCUUGUCCACGUUGGGGAUUUCCUUGGUUAUAAUAGCCAAACAUAAUUCCUAGAUCUUAAUUUCUCUGAAGGUUGAAAAGACAUUUUUGCCCGUUGAUGUCCUGGGCCUAAGGCAGCUCUUGUUGUCAUGGAUUACAUAAGAUAAUUUUUUCAUCAGUGACCAUUUAAGAGAUGGUGGUGGAUUUUUUGUAUGUUCACAGGUUGGGGAAUCCUUUGUUGAUUUCUCUCAUUCACAUGGCAGUGUAGCAAUGUUCUAAAAAUCGUAAUCGUAUUGUAAGUCAUAGAGAAAGUUGAAUCGAAUCGAAUUUUGAAUUGUAUAGUAAGUCAUACAAUGGCUCUUUAUCCAACAUAUGAUAGGAAAUAAAC
Nelumbo nucifera (sacred lotus) is the source of this 1628-nucleotide messenger RNA. NCBI's taxonomy places the organism in Eukaryota, Viridiplantae, Streptophyta, Magnoliopsida, Proteales, Nelumbonaceae. The record is from RefSeq and is a predicted model, not a curated record.